AUGGUUUGUGUGAGUUAAAUUUGCUUCUGUUUGUCUCUCUGUAUGUGAUAUUGUUUGGGAUGCUUUUGCUAUUUGGGACAUUUUGCCAUUUGGGCAUUAUGAGAGAAGCUCAAAAGAGCCAGGUUUGUGACUUUGGAUGAUGGGUGAGGACAAGGGCAGCUUCUGGUGUGUUUUAGGUAGCUUAAAUUAUUUUUCCAAGUAAUAAAAAUCUGUCUUCAAUAUCUACAUAUCUCAUAACUUAUUAGCAAGCAUACUAAAUUUAGAAGGCCUAGGUUUGAAUUCUAAUUUUUCCAUUUGCUAACUGGUUCUGGAGGUAAGUCUAUGACAAAAGAGAUAGGGAAAGAUUACCUUUGGCGUUAGUCUUUGGUUUGGAUUCUUGCUCUAGCAUAAUCAUGUAGUGAAUUUAAGUUACUUUAUUUCUCCCACCUUUCACUAUGAAAAUUUAAUGAACAUUGCAUUUGGCCAAGCAAGUGCUUGAACUAUAUGUUUUUUUGGAGUGAUUGGGAUGAGGGGGCAGUGGCUCAGAAAGGACUUCUAAGAAAUGAAGUUGUAAACUGGGUAGUAAUAGCAUAUACCUUUAAUCCCAGCAUUUGGGAGGCAGAGGCAGGUGGAUCUCUGAGUUCGAGACCAAUCUGGUCUAGACAGCGAGAUCCAGAGCAACCAGGUCUACACAAAGAAACCCUGUCUCAGAAAAAAAAAGAAAGAAAGAAAAAAAAGUUGCUCAGUACUGUGAUAUUUGUAUUUAGUAAUAUGAAAUUAUUGUUUUUUUUUGUGUUUUGCUUUUUGUUUUGUUUUGUUUUUAAUUCUUGCUGUGUAGCCCAAUCUGGUUUCCAGGUAGGGGGAUUAUAGUAUGCACUACUGCAACUGGCACUAGUUUUUUUUUUUAAUAUUCAUUAUAUGUACACUAUUCUGCCUGUGUGUAUUCCUGCAAGCCCAAAGAGAGCACCAAAACAAAAAUGAACAAAAAAACAAAACAAAACCAAAAUUAUAUGUUCUGGGAGGUUGGGAAUAUUUAUUUCUCAAAAGUUUUAGAGUCAUACUAUGUAGCUCAGAAAAUUGUUGAAGGAAUGUAUGAAUUAAAGCUGAAAGUCAAAGUCUGGUAUGGAUGGUAAUAAAGUGAAGGAAAUGUUACAGUUUAAAAAGCUAUAAAGGAAGCCAGUCUGGAGGUGAUUCCUUUAAUCCUAGCACUUGGGAGGUGGAGGGAGGAGGAUCAGUUCAAGGCCAUCAUCCUCCACUGCAUGGUGAUUUGGAUGCCAGCCUGGAGUAUUCGAGACUCUGAGAAAACAAGCACUUGCCUAGCAUGAGCAAAGCCCUCUGCUGGAUCCCCAGUAUUACAUAAAAUAUGACGUGUUCACUGAUGCCCUCUGAACAGUCUUCUGGUACCUCUUUUUUGGUUAAAGACAAUGCCUCAUUUUCUUGGGGUUCCUCAGAUGAAGAUGAACUGGAUGACUCCUUGUUGGAGUUUUCUGAUGGAGAAGAAGAUGAUGGCCAUUUCAGUUUCACAGAGGAAGAGAUUGAGAUGCUCUUGAAGGAUGAUAAUGGUGGGCAUGAUGAGUAUGGAGAGAGAAAGUGUCAAAUUCUACCUGGUACUCCUCACGAAAAUUCUGUGUACAGCUUGGGACCAUCAGCUGAGACCCCUGGCUUCUUCAAACUACCUCAACUAAGUACAUCAGUUGGUCAUGGACCAACUCCUAGUAAAUCAUUAAACAGACACUUUGUACUUGAAAAGAAUCUUAUAAAAGUAACUGUUGUUGCACCGUUUAAUCCAACAGUUUGUGAUCCUGUGCUUGAUAAGGACAAGACCGAUUCCUCCAAAGAUACAGAAAACCCUGCUUCCCUUGGGGAACUGACGAGAGAAGAUCAUCUUCAUCCAAAUGAGAGUAAACAUUGCACUGAACCUGAAGGGGUUAGUCCCAAUAACUCUGCUUGGGAUGGGCCCCUGCUUUCUUCUCCUUCAAAUAACAACAUCGAACAAACUGCCUCUGAUAAAAAUACACCUGAAAGUAAGAAACCUACCCCUGUAUUCUCUCAGAUCUCCAACCAUUCAGAAGUACCUAACAGGGGAUCAUCCUGGAAAAAUAGUGGAUCACAUAAAUCAGGUUGUGAAGUAAGAAUUCCAGUUGUGUCCAGUUCAUCAAACAGACAUACUUUCGACAAGGAUUCUGGUGAGGUGAAAGGUGAAAGAAGACUAGGCAAAGUCAUUCCUGUUCUACAAACUAGAACCAGGAUGUUUUCACAAUCAGAUCUCGAAAAACAGAAGGAUAUUUAUCUCAGCAAGGUCAUUGCUCAUAUAGAAGACCCAGGGGACUCUAACCAAGUAUGUUUUUAUGUGUGUAUCUGUGCAAAGACCAGAGGAACACUGCUGAUACCCUUCUCUAUCAUACUCUGCCUUUCCUUGAUCGUACUUGGGUCUCUCACCAAACUUCAAGACCCCAGGUUAGGUACCUUGGGAGAGCUAGAUGCCCUGAUGGAUCAAGUUCAUAUGCAGAACCCAGACUGGCAGCAUCCUUCAGAUCUUACUACACGAAAUUAUGCCCGGUUCCGACAGAAACCUCUACAAAGGUACAGUCUGAGUCAGUGGGUCGACAGAAACAAGCGGAGCCACCAUCGUUUCCAGCGUCUUCCAGACUUCUCUUACAGUCCAUAUGUUUCAUCUCAUCCGCAGUGACAGUCCCUACCCAGGGUCUGGUCAUAGCAACAUCUUAUUUUCCUCUGCUAUUUUUGUUUGUAUAUUUUGAGUUUUAUUUUUCACAAGAUUUUUAUUUAAAGAAUUUAUCACCUUUUGGAAAUGCC
This is a messenger RNA of Mesocricetus auratus (golden hamster), 2793 nucleotides long. RefSeq names its product S100P binding protein (gene S100pbp). The transcript has 7 exons. NCBI's taxonomy places the organism in Eukaryota, Metazoa, Chordata, Mammalia, Rodentia, Cricetidae. The coding region runs from base 1343 to 2668 and encodes 441 amino acids. Gene Ontology annotation, molecular function: calcium-dependent protein binding. Gene Ontology annotation, cellular component: nucleus; cytosol. The record is from RefSeq and is a predicted model, not a curated record.